UCGUACAAGUACAUUCUUAAUGCUUGAUAAGCGCACUUAUAUAGACCGUUAGAAAUAAUCUAACAUUAACUGUAGGCAAGAAAACACCACGAAUAUGAACUUUCUGUUUUUGUUUUUAACGGUGCCCAUUGUCGCAGGUUCACCAUUAAUUCAUCUCGCAAAAAGAAGUGUUACUGCUCAACGGAAUCAGUUUCCCUACCAUGUUCAGUUGGUUUACACAUAUAAAAUACCCUUAAUUUCGAGAUGUAGCGGUGCUACAAUUUCCGAAAAUUAUGUGCUGACUACCGCUAAUUGCGCUACAACGCCACCUACAUCAGUCAUUGCUGGUAUUUUAGAAAGACAUGAAAUUUCACCCCAUAGACAGAUGGUAAAAGUUAAAAAAGUAAAGAUUCAUCCAUUAUAUAUCAGAUUGAGAGGAAUUUACAACGUUGCUUUAAUACACCUCGACUUUCCGCUAAAAUUUAAUUCAGCUGUAAAUAAAAUUGAUCUUCCUCCACCCGAUUAUGAGAUUAAAGGAACUGCACAGCAAACAGGCUGGGAAUGGCGACUUUUAUUUCCCAAUUAUAAACUACAAGUUACGGAAAAACAACUUAUCAGAUGUAGUUUCAGAAAAUUUUCUUUAAACCCAUUCAACUGGAAUGCAAAGUUGAUACAAAAACGUAUAUUGUGCGCGAAGGGAGAAGGUCCAUUAUCAGAAUGCAAAAAAGAUUCUGGAGAACCGUUAGUGCAAGAUAAAUAUCUUAUUGGAUUAUCCAUCACUGAUGUGACAAAAUGUAAAUUAUUUGCUUCUACCUCAGUUUACGCUAAUGUGCUGGCGUAUGUCAGUUGGUUAAGGAAUGAAAUGGGUGAAAUCUUACCUUCAGAAAGUACAACAACGCCAUCUUUAGAAGGAAUCACUAAGGCACCUACUGUUGGGACAAGAAGAUCUUCUGAGCAAUCUAGAGCAUUAUUUCCUGAACCUAAAGUAAGAACAAAACCAUCUUUAGACGAUUCCGCAGGAAUACCUUUUGAAAGUUCCCCAAAACCAUCUUUAAAAGAAUCCACACCAAAGCCAUCUGAAGAGGAAUCGUCAAGUCCAAGUUCUAAAACGACCACAGGACAAACCUAUGAGGUAACAACAAAUCCCCCCCUCGAUGGAUCUACAGCACCUUCUUCUGAUGUAUACACAGUCGCUUCAGAAGAAUCUGGUCGAUCAAUUCCAGAAGAAUCCUCAAGCACAGAACACACUACGCCUAAUGAGAUAUUUUCAGAUGAACCUAGUCAAUCAACUUCAGAAGAAUUCUCAAGCGCAAAAGAACCUGCACUUAAUGAGACACCUUCAGAAGAAUCUGGUGAAUCAAUUCUAAAAAAUUUUUAUUAUCAAUACAUUGAGAUACGUACCUAACUGUCGACCAUUUUGGCGAAUGAUAUUAUGCCAGUAACUCAAAUAAAGGGAUGUAGCUAUGUUA
This is a messenger RNA of Agrilus planipennis (emerald ash borer), 1448 nucleotides long. RefSeq names its product chymotrypsin-like elastase family member 1. Gene Ontology annotation, molecular function: serine-type endopeptidase activity. Gene Ontology annotation, biological process: proteolysis. The record is from RefSeq and is a predicted model, not a curated record. Bases 95 to 1384 code for a protein of 429 amino acids. NCBI's taxonomy places the organism in Eukaryota, Metazoa, Arthropoda, Insecta, Coleoptera, Buprestidae. The transcript has 4 exons.